AUGGAUUUAUUUGGUGUUUUUGAAACUAAGGCAAAUGCCGAUGGAAUUCAAGUGGAGAACCAAGUAGAGGAGGAAGUGUCAAUGAAUGUAGAAGCAGAGGAGAAGGUUGAAGCAUUUAAGAUAAUAAAAAACCAAGAGAAUGAAGGGUGUAUUCAUGAGUGGUACACACCUGAAGAUUACUAGCCACUUUUAGACAAGAAACAAAAUGCAAAAUAAUAUAAGUUUACUUUGGAUCCAUUCCAAAAAGUAGCAGUGAAGACUUUGGAAUCCAAUGAAUCAGUAUUGGUGGCUGCCCAUACAAGUGCAGGCAAAACAGCAGUAGCAGAAUAUGCAAUAGCUAUGGCUAAGAGAGACAAGCAAAGAGUUGUGUAUACCUCUCCAAUUAAGGCUUUAUCAAAUUAGAAAUACAGAGAAUUGUAAUAGGAAUUUGGAGAUGUGGGAUUGGUGACAGGAGAUGUGACAUUGAAUGAGAAUGCCUUUUGUUUGGUAAUGACAACAGAAAUUUUAAGGAGUAUGUUGUAUAGAGGCUCUGAAAUUGUGAGGGAAGUAGCAUGGGUAAUUAUGGAUGAAGUACAUUAUAUGAGAGAUAGAGAAAGAGGAGUGGUUUGGGAAGAGACCAUCAUCUUAUUGAAUUAAAAUGUUAGAUUUGUCUUUUUAUCUGCUACAAUUCCUAAUGCUAGUGAAUUUGCUGAAUGGGUUUGCAGAAUCAAACGCCAACCUUGUCAUGUCGUCUAUACUGAUUAUAGACCUACACCUUUACAACAUUAUCUAUUUCCAAGUGGUGCUGAGGGAAUCUAUUUAGUUGUUGAUGAAACAGGAAAAUUCAAAGAAGAUAAAUUUCAAGAGGCAGUAGCAAAGUUGGAGGAAAAUGUUGAAAAUACAAGGAAGAGAAAGGCUACUGAGGGUUCAGAUCUAUUUAAAUUGAUGAAGAUGAUCUAAGAGAGAGAAUUAGCACCAGCCAUAGUGUUCUCCUUUUCUAAAAGAGAAGUAGAAGGAUAUGCUAUUGGAAUGUAGAAAUUGGAUUUGACUACUCCAAAAGAAAAAGAGAAUAUUGAAACCAUCUAUAAAAAUGCUAUGAAUUGCUUAUCUGAAGAGGAUAGACAACUACCAUAAAUUCAAUUAAUGCUUCCAAUUUUAAAGAAAGGAAUAGGAAUCCAUCACGGGGGAUUAUUACCAAUAGUCAAGGAAAUCAUCGAAAUUCUCUUUCAAGAAGGAUAUCUUAAGGCAUUAUUUUCAACUGAAACAUUUUCAAUGGGAUUGAAUAUGCCUUCUAGAACUGUGGUUUUCACUUCAGUCAGAAAAAUUCGAUGGUGA
Messenger RNA from Paramecium tetraurelia, 1314 nucleotides. RefSeq lists its product as uncharacterized. Gene Ontology annotation, cellular component: nucleus. The record is from RefSeq and is a predicted model, not a curated record. Gene Ontology annotation, molecular function: ATP binding; RNA helicase activity; nucleic acid binding. Gene Ontology annotation, biological process: RNA catabolic process; maturation of 5.8S rRNA. NCBI's taxonomy places the organism in Eukaryota, Ciliophora, Oligohymenophorea, Peniculida, Parameciidae. The transcript has 2 exons.